This is a messenger RNA of Paramecium sonneborni, 1740 nucleotides long. The record is from the annotation of a GenBank genome assembly. Lineage: Eukaryota; Ciliophora; Oligohymenophorea; Peniculida; Parameciidae.
UUAUGUCUAAAACACCCAAUCGUCUUAUAUUACCAGAGCUAGAAAAUAAGAGCUUUAGAGAUUCCAAAUAAAUUUAAGAUUUAAGAAGAAAAUUAGAAUAAUAGAAAGACACUAUAUAAGAACUUGUUAAUUUAGUGAAAGAGUCUAAAACAGAAUCCUAUAAGCCUUCAUUCAAUCAAUCUGUCAUAUAACCUAAACCUGAAAAAGAUGAAGUUACUAUACAAUUACUUGAAGAAGUAAAAACAUUGCGAAGAUAAUUAAACAAUAUUGAAUAAGGUCCAAAACAAUCAGUUUAACAUCCCAUUAUCAUUCCACAAUAUUUACCAGGUCCACCAUAAUAGCAAUAAUAAUAAGUAUAACCAAUUAUACCUCCAUAUAUGUAUAUGAAUCCAUAUUUCCAUAUGCCUCCUCCAUUCAUGUAUCCAUAUCCAUAACCAUCUAAUCAAGAUGACCCUUACAAAAAACUAGUUUUAGAGUUACUAUAAAAAAAUGGUGGAAAAAAUAGAGAUCGUAUUAGAAAUAGAAGGGAUUCCUAUUCCAGUGAAUAUACUGAUCAUUAAGAUGACAGAAUAGAUAGAUAUAGACAUCGUACAAAUGAUAAAUACCAUUCAAGAAAGAAUAGAGACAAAAAAUAAAAAAUAGAUAGACAUAGAGAUAAUUCUGAUUAUAAUAGAACUAAUAGCAAGGCAUCCUUGAAUGAUAGUUAAAUUACUCAUAAUUCUAAUUCAAAUGGAAAAACUAAAAGAAAAAAUAAUCAAAAGAUUUUUACACAAGAAGAAAAACUUAAAUUAAGGAGAAAAUUAUCUGGACUUUUUUGGUAUAUUAGAAUAGGUUUAGUCCUUAGAAAAUAUUUGAAAAGAGUUUGGGUACAAAGAAGACAAGACUAUUACGAUACUGAAGCAUAGUAAUUAAUUGAUAAAUUCGAUCAUGAAUUUGUAAUUGAUUUAUCAAAUUAAAUAGAACUACAAAGAAGUUUUUAUAUUGUUUGUUGUUGACUGUAACAAAAACAAGUAUUUUACUAAAAAUUGGAAUAUUUUUGACAACAAAGAAGUUGAACUCAAAUCUAAAUUAAUUUUUUCUAUAAUUACUUCCCUUUUUAAGAAAAUACCUUUUAUGACUAAAACUUCCAUGACUGAUGAACAUAAAUAAUUUAUUAAAAAAAUAUCAUCUCCAGGAGGAUAUUUAUUACCAGGUCAUCCUUAAUUUGUAACUGAUAGAGUUGAAUUAAGACCCAAUGUUACAAUAGGGUAAUUUGUUUUAAUUAUUUAGAUAAAUCAAUGCUGAAGUUUCAAAAUUAAUUUAAAUGGAUUAUGUUUAUAUUCAAAUUCUUGUUUAAAGAGUUAUACUCAUUUAUGAAUGGUAUUCUUAAUUCUCUAAAAUCCCUAAUUAUAAGGAAGCUAUGAAAAUAUUAACAACUUUGUUGCAUUAAUUGUUCAUUGAUCAUUUUAUUAAUCUUCCUACAUAUGAAAAUCCUGAUGCAGUCUUUAAUGUAAAUUCUUUCUCAUUAUUUACUAGAAAUAAUAAAUUGUUUAUUGUGAUUUUGCAUAACCUAAUUAUAUUGAUGUAGCUAUAAGUAUUGAUGAUAAACAUCAGAAAUACUAACCGACCAAAAAUUGUUGUAUAUUAGGCUUAGCUUCAUAAGAUGAAAUGAAACCACUCUAUCAAUAGCCUGGUUAUAAGGAUCUCUAAAUUCUAUUCAAAGAAUAUUGUGAAUAUUUUUAUUAAUCCUUAAGCUUUUGA